AUGAGUAGUAGCAACUUUAGCGUGUUUGAGACAAUAAUCUAUGGUCACCCACUUUGCGAUGGAUGGACCAACAAUACAGAGGGUGCCAUUUACCAUCUGGGUAACACCAUCCUCUUUUUAGGGUACAUGGGAGGCAGCGGAGCUUAUGGAGCACUGUACAUUUUUAGUUUCUUGGCUCCUGCAUUCAUGUGUUUAGCACUGUGGGGUUGGCUCACAGUGUGUGGCCUUGAUGUCUUCCUCUGGAACGUGCUACUGAUGCUGCUCUGCCUGGCCCAGGUGUGCCAUCUAAUAUUCCGUCUAAUGCGGGAUGGUGUGGCUAAGGAGGAUCUUUCGUCUCUCUACUCUGCAGUCUACCAGCCCCUGGAUGUACCUGUGCAGGUGUUCAAAGAGAUCACAGAUGCCUGUGAGAACAAGGUGCUCUCUCUCAAGGCUGAGGAGACUUACGCUAUAGAGGGAAAAACACCUAUCGAUCGGCUUUCCUUUCUGCUCUCUGGAAGGAUUCGAGUAUCUUUAGAAGGUCAGUUCCUUCAUCACAUAUUUCCUCAUCAGUUCCUCGAUUCUCCAGAAUGGGAAUCCCUUAGACCAACCGAGGAGGGAAAUUUCCAGGUGACUCUAACGGCAGAGAUGGAUUGCCAAUACAUCUCCUUUCGCCGGAGACGCCUUUAUCUCCUUCUGGCAAAGGAUCGCUACAUUGCUCGUCUCUUCUCUGUCAUGCUUGGAAAUGACAUUGCAGACAAACUCUAUUCUCUUAAUGACAAACUCUUUGCCAAAAGUGGGGUACGCCUUGACAUUCGUCUGCCCAGCCUCUACCAUGUACUUGCUCCUUCACCACCAAGCAGUGAGGGGGGCAGUGCCAGUUCUCCACACAGGGGAAGCCAAGGAAAUCAGACAGUUGUGCCAAUAGACCCAAUACCUGGCAACCAGCAUGUAGAUUCUGCAGUCUCUAAACGAGGACCAGGGAAGGACCCACAUCCGAAAGUUCCGGUCUCUCAGCAACCCUCUAUGUGGCCCUCGGACACUGAGAUGCCCUUGGGUGAGGACUCAACCAGCCUAGUUCUUGAGGACUUUGCUGAUAUGAUAGGCUCUCUAGUGGACUAUGGGAGUGAGAGGGAUUAUUUAAAAUAG
This is a messenger RNA of Trichomycterus rosablanca, 1125 nucleotides long. It is a transcript of the gene popdc2, whose product is annotated as popeye domain containing 2. NCBI's taxonomy places the organism in Eukaryota, Metazoa, Chordata, Actinopteri, Siluriformes, Trichomycteridae. The record is from RefSeq and is a predicted model, not a curated record. Gene Ontology annotation, molecular function: cAMP binding. Gene Ontology annotation, cellular component: sarcolemma. Gene Ontology annotation, biological process: striated muscle cell differentiation; regulation of membrane potential; heart development. The transcript has 3 exons. The coding region runs from base 1 to 1125 and encodes 374 amino acids.